Messenger RNA from Daldinia decipiens, 926 nucleotides. RefSeq names its product Cerato-ulmin hydrophobin family. The transcript has 3 exons. Lineage: Eukaryota; Fungi; Ascomycota; Sordariomycetes; Xylariales; Hypoxylaceae. The record is from RefSeq and is a predicted model, not a curated record. Bases 413 to 715 code for a protein of 100 amino acids. Gene Ontology annotation, cellular component: extracellular region.
CUUUGAAGUAUCCCUGUGAUGUGCGUGCAUUCAACUCUUAAUUUUCUUGACAGAAGUUGGUUCUGUCGCCGACUACUUCCAAGAAUAAAACUAAUGGGCUGAUGACUGUUAUCUAUUGGAGUCAAAUACAUUAUUUUGAUCCACCGUGCUAAGUCUACUCUAUGUCACCGCUACGUUGCCUAGCGUCGUGAAGUUGAAGAGGCCUUGGUGAAGAGUCUCGGCCAUCAGACAACCUGAUCAUGGGCAAUAAGGAAGACUGUCGUCGAGUAUAAGAAGCAACGAUUCUCCCAGCUCAUCUUAGGUUUUUUUAUCAUCCGCAACCAGAUCCAUCUUUGCAAACAGGUCAUCCAUCAUCUCUACUUCUUACACAUUCACCGAACCUUCAAGUUCCUAAAAGCACAACACAAUCAACAUGCAGCUCUCUACCUUCUUCGUCACAUUCCUGGCUACCGCCGUCCUCGCCAGCCCUGCCAAGCGUGGAUAUUUAGGUACCAAUGCUCUCUACGACGCUUGCACCGGUAUCUAUAGCUCUGCUCAAUGCUGUGCUACCGAUGCUCUCGGUGUAGCAGAUCUCGACUGCAGUUCUCCCAGCACAGUUCCCAUCACCGCGCUUGACUUCAAGACGACCUGCGCUCUCAAUGGACUGCGAGCCCGUUGCUGUAUCCUACCUGUCGCUGGUCAGGGCGUCCUUUGCCAGACACCGGUUGGAGUUUAAGAGACGGGUUGAAAGGUAUCAUGUAAAACUUCUGGGGAAAGGUCAAUACUCGGAUAGAAGUUAUUUCUCUUCAAGAUACUUCGCCUCGUCAAUAGUUUCUUAGAGUGUGCCUCGGUUGUGGCCAGUGUGACGAAGCGGUUAUGAUGGAUUAUUGAUCUGUUAAGGAUUUAUAAUUAUUUGAAAGUGGAAACUUUUCCAUUCUUCACGAAAA